CAUAGUGUAUUGGAAUUAGAUCUGGAUGGAUCCGUGUCUCUGGAAAUGAAGAUUCACUUUUCUGCUUGUGAUGACGACAGGCGGUUAACCUUCCCAACCAACUCGCUUCUCUUUCUCUCGUGUUCUGUUACUGUCUGGGCGGGGGUCUAUUUAAUUUAUAUGGGCUUUCUACAUUUGCUUUUGUGGGGGUCAUAAAUUAUUAUUAACUCGAUCACCAUUCUAGGCCACUUGCCGCUGCUUUUGUCUUUGUCUUCUCUUCUUGUUCGUAUGCUCAUGUGUUAGAAUUCUCCCCCCCUCUUCUCUUCAUCCUCUCUCUCCCACCACCUUUUUUUGUUCUUCUGACGGCAAAUCAUGAGUCUUCUCGGUUUCUCGUGUCUAGUCUUUUGGCUCUUCUUCUGUGUAGAUGGUGGAGUUGGAGCCGAUGAUGUGGUGGUGGUGGCCGCUAAUCCUUCGCAGUCUCCGCCACUGCCGCCGCAGGCCUUGCCCAGGCCUAAUUUUUCUCCGUUUAGGCCGAGUAUAGCGGUGAUAGUGGGGGUUCUCACUACUAUGUUCUCCAUUACUUUUCUUCUUCUUCUCUACGCCAAACACUGCAAGAGAGGAAACGGCGUUGUUUACACCGGAACGCCUCCGCUUUCCUCCGCUGCCAGGAAAAACUCCGGCAUUGACAGAACGGUGAUCGAGUCGCUGCCGGUUUUCCGAUUCGCGUCGCUCCGCGGCCAGAAGGACGGGCUCGAGUGCGCUGUUUGCUUGAACCGGUUCGAGCCCACCGAAAUCCUGCGGCUGUUGCCGAAAUGCAAGCACGCUUUCCACGUCGAAUGCGUGGACACCUGGCUCGACGCCCACUCCACCUGCCCUCUCUGCCGCUACCGAGUCGACCCGGAGGAUAUCCUCCUCGUGGAAGAGCCGAAGACCUCGGUGGCACCACUGCCGGAGCCAGACCCUCCCGAGGCCGAAAAACCGGACGCCGAACCACGAAACCCAGAAGUCCGGCGAGUUUCGGGGAGGCAUUCGUCGGCGGGGGAGAGGCGCAGUGGGUUAGUCCAAAUCGUCUUACACAAACCUGACGAAACGACGUCAUCGAGGAGGUCCCUCGACAGCUCCAGCUCCAGCUCAAGAAAGAGAAACGAGCCCGUAGCCGUGGGAUGCUUUGACAGACCGAGAAAAGACGAAUUGCUGCUUACCAGCGAAGACAGAAACAGCUUCGAGCGGCGGCUGGACCACCGGAUCAUAGUCUCCGCCGCUGGAUCGGGAGGGUUCCACCAGCGGUGGAGCGACGUACAGCCGUCGGAUCUACUGUAUCUACGGUCAGAAAUGAUAAUAAGCGACAACCGUCGAUUGUCAUCCGUAUCGGGAUCUAGGCCGUCGCUUUCAUCAAAGGGCCGACAGCAUCGUCAGAGCCAUCAGCUGCAGCUACACUCAAACAGGAAGGAUGGAGAGCAGUGUCAUGGAACCAUUGAAGGCGGCAGCUGGAGUGGCAGAAGUGUAAUUAAUUCAAGAAGCGUGUCGGAAAUCACGGGCCUCAGCAGACUAGGUAGUAACUACCAUCACCUCGACCGUCACCAUCAACAGCGACAGGCAGGUGUCGUGUCGAGAUGGUUGGCCUGGAUCUCGCAAUCGCGGCCAUCUAUACGGUCAGAACGAGCCGGCACUGUAGCAUUGUAGCGGGAAUGGUUAGUUAUGCUGUCCGGGAUGGCUCCAGGAAAUAUUGCAAUUUUAUUUUCUAAAUAGAAGAAAAAAAGGACCGUCAGAGGGCAGGAGGCAUGGAUAUUCCAGACAACUGCUGAUGACCAAUCAACACGUGGAUCCAAUGCAUGGAAUCGCUCGAGAGCAACUUCUUUUUUAUAUUUAAUUUUUUUUAAAAAGAUAUUAUUCAUAUUUCGGAUAUAUAUCCGAUGCCACGUUGGCUAUUUUUUCAAAUAAUAGAUGAAUAUUUUUAUUUUGUAUAGAGAUUAUUACAAAUUAAUUUCA
Vitis riparia (riverbank grape) is the source of this 1968-nucleotide messenger RNA. Its product is annotated as RING-H2 finger protein ATL43-like. The record is from RefSeq and is a predicted model, not a curated record. Bases 352 to 1662 code for a protein of 436 amino acids. The transcript has a single exon. Lineage: Eukaryota; Viridiplantae; Streptophyta; Magnoliopsida; Vitales; Vitaceae.